This is a messenger RNA of Labeo rohita (rohu), 8065 nucleotides long. RefSeq names its product neurexin 2a (gene nrxn2a). Bases 945 to 5963 code for a protein of 1672 amino acids. Lineage: Eukaryota; Metazoa; Chordata; Actinopteri; Cypriniformes; Cyprinidae. The transcript has 25 exons. The record is from RefSeq and is a predicted model, not a curated record.
UGAGACGCAGUUACCGGACAUAGUCGGUGGUCCAGAUUUUGAUAAAGUAAGUCACAUUGAGACAGCGGUGCCGCAGUCAUCGUGUCGUCGGUGAGGUUGGAAGGCGAAGUGCUCGCGCGGGAUGAUUGGUGAGGUGUUCCACUGACCGCGCCCUCAUUUCGCUCCCAUAACCGCUACCGGGAGAACGCGCAUAGAGCGGCAGAGCUGCUGUGGUGUUUCAUGCAGGUGGAGCGGCUUGACGCGCUCACACAGCCGUCGUCUGUACGGCAGUGAAAGGGGAGGGCAAACGCCGCAUUUCGCGUCUCUGGACUAUACAAAAGACAAACGAACAAUUUCCAGUGAGAAGUGAGGAUAAAGCGCGCUCACUUUCAGCCACGAACACAGAAAUCCAUAUAGGAUGAACAUGAGGGUGACUGAUCAUCAAGAGAGCCCUUUACAUACGUUGAGGAUUCCUGGUGGUGACGUCUUGCUGGUGGAAUGCAGAUGCACUGCUUUUAUAGGAGCUGAGGUUUGCUGGGGAAAGAAAUCAUGUAUUUGACCUACUACCCACAAAACGAAAAAUACAACAGCAGUUAUCCUACUUUCACCAGAGGGUGAGAUGCAUAAAUCGGUCUUUUACCAUGUCGAGUCAACUAGAUUUUUAGGGCAGUUUUAGAUUUCAAAGCACUAAGUACCGUGUGAGUUUUUUUUUUUUUUCUACACGGUCUUUUAGAAGUGUUCCUCAAUGGAGCUACUCAGAAGAGAAUCAAGAUGGAGAAUCAAGUGAAAAGGAACUCUUAAAUAUUAGGGGGGUUUUUAGAAAACUGGGACCUUGCUAUUUCUGCAGCGCUAUUUUGGAAAAGGCCAGAUAAAUUAAUACGCUAGACUGGGAAUAAAUCUCUCCUCUGCAGUGGAUUAAGAGAAACGGAACAUUAGAAAAGGAGGAUUAGGAGCACGCUUGGAAGAUGAUGACGCGGAAGUGGAGGUGCAGCGCGAAGUUCUCGCAGGCCUCCGUUUUGUUCGGGCUCAUAGUGGCUAUCGCAGUCACCACGGCUCUGGAGUUCGACGGUCUGCCGGGUCAGUGGGUUCGCUACGGACCCUGGGAGGCGGGAGCCACCGGAGAGCUGAGCUUCACUAUGAAGACGAACAUCAGCAAAGCUGUGGUGCUGUACCUGGACGACGGCGGCAACUGCGACUUCCUGGAGCUCCUGAUUAACGACGGCCGUCUGCAGUUGCGCUUCGCCAUCCACUGCGGCGAGCCGGCCUCGUUGCACAUGGAGACGCAUGUCAACGACGAACGCUGGCAUCGCGUGCUACUCACGAGGAAUUACCGUGAGACCAUGCUGGCGAUGGACGGGGAGAGCAAAGUGGCGGAGGUGAAGUCCAAGCGAAGGGAAAUGAUGGUGGCCAGCGACUUAUACGUGGGCGGGAUCCCACCAGACGUGCGUCUCUCGGCCCUCACGUCUAGCACGGUCAAAUAUGAGCCGCCUUUCCGGGGCCUGAUCGCCAACUUGAAGUUAGGAGAGACUCCUCCUGCUCUCCUGGACAGUCAAGGCGUGAAGAACGAUCUGGAAUACCUGUGUACCAAACAAAACCCCUGCAGCAACGGAGGACGCUGCUCCAUUCAUGACAGCGAGGUGCUGUGCGAUUGCUCCAAUACCGGCUACAAAGGGAAAUACUGCACUGAAGCUCUCCAGCAAGUUUUAGGAGGUCUGGCGCACCUGACGUUAAAGAGCCAAGCCCCAGGAGCAGCUCCUCUGAUGGCCACUCCUGCAGCAGGUGAUCCAGAAUCAGGCCAAGUGGAGUCAGUGGCCACGUUCAAGGGUAAUGAGUUCUUCAGCUACGACCUGUCCCAAAAGCCCAUCCAGAGCAGCACAGACGAAAUCACCCUGUCCUUCCGAACGCUGCAGCGAAACGGCCUCCUGCUCCACACUGGCAAGUCUGCCGACUAUGUCAACCUGUCUCUGAAAAGUGGGGCCGUGUGUCUGGUCAUCAACCUGGGCUCCGGUGCCUUCGAGGCUCUGGUGGAGCCGUCCGACGGCAAGUUCAACGACAACGCCUGGCACGCGGUCCGCGUGUCCCGCAACCUACGUCAGCGCGCAGGGGUUGGACUCCCUACGGUAAACAAACUGCAUUAUAUGGUGACAAUAUCGGUGGACGGCCUGCUGACAACCACCGGCUACACCCAGGAGGAUUACACCAUGCUGGGUUCAGAUGAUUUCUUCUAUGUGGGCGGCAGUCCAAACACCGCGGAUCUGCCCGGCUCCCCUGUGAGCAACAACUUCAUGGGCUGCCUUAAAGAUGUGGUCUACACCAAUAACGAGUUCAGACUGGAGCUCUCCCGCCUGGCUGAAUUGCGCGACCCCAAGGUCACCCUCCACGGCGACCUGACCUUCCGCUGUGAGGAUGUCGCCGCGUUAGACCCCGUCAGUUUCGACAUGCCGACCGCUUACGUAACCCUUCCACGCUGGAACGCCAAGAAAACCGGUUCCGUGUCCUUCGACUUCCGAACCACCGAACCCAACGGCCUUCUGCUGUUCAGUCACGGGCGGCCACAGGGUUCCAAAGACCACAGACCGAAGGUGGACUUCUUUGCCAUGGAGCUGCUUGAAGGUUUCCUGUACCUGCUCAUGGACAUGGGCUCCGGGAGCAUCAAGAUGAAAGUCGGGAACAAAAAGGUCAAUGACGGAGAAUGGUGUCAUGUGGAUUUCCAGAGAGAGGGCAGGAAAGGCUCCAUCUCCGUUAACGGCCGCAGCAUGCCCUUCUCUACCAACGAGGGCAGUGAGAUUCUGGAUCUCGAUGGUGAAAUGUAUCUGGGGGGUCUGCCGGAGGACAGCGGUGGUCUUCCUCUCCCCCCAGAGGUGUGGACCGCCCGCCUCAGGCUGGGCUUUGUGGGUUGCGUGCGGGAUCUCUUUAUAGAUGGGCGCAGCAAGGACCUGCGGCGUUUGGCGGAGCUUCAGAGCUCUCCGGGUGUCAGCAGCUUCUGUACGAGAGAGACCCAUAGGAGGUGCAGCUCUGAGCCCUGCGCCCACGGAGGCCGCUGCCGUGAGGGCUGGAAUCGACACGUCUGCGACUGCACUGGAACUGGAUAUCUGGGCCCCAACUGUGAGAUGGAGUCUGCAGUGUUGAGUUAUGACGGCAGCAUGUUUCUGAAGGUCCUGAUGCCUCACGCGGUUCAUACCGAGGCUGAGGACGUGUCUCUGCGCUUUAUGUCGCAGAGGGCUUACGGUCUGCUCAUGGCCACCACCUCCAAAGAGUCCGCCGACACCCUGCGCCUGGAGCUGGACGGGGGAAGAGUCAGACUUACCGUCAACCUAGAUUGUAUCGGGAUAGACUGUAACCUUAGUAAAGGACCGGAGACUCUAUUCGCAGGGCAUAAGCUGAAUGACAAUGAGUGGCACUCUGUGAAGGUGGUGCGCCGUGGGAAGAGCCUGCAGCUCUCUGUUGACAAUGUGACCGUGGAGGGCCAGAUGAGCGGAGCACACACGCAGCUGGAGUUCCACCACAUAGAGACGGGCAUCAUGACCGAGCGGCGCUUUAUCUCAGUCAUGCCUUCCAACUUCAUCGGCCACCUGCAGGGCCUCUCUUUCAACGGCAUGCCGUACCUAGACCAGUGCAAGAACGGUGACAUCUCCUACUGCGAGCUCAACGCCCGCUUCGGCAUGCGCCGCAUCGUGGCGGAUCCCGUCAGCUUCCGAAAUCGAGCCAGCUAUGUGGCGCUGUCCACCCUGCAGGCCUACGCCUCCAUGCACCUCUUCUUCCAGUUCAAGACCACCAGCCCAGACGGUCUGAUGCUGUUUAACUCUGGAGACGGCAGUGACUUCAUAGUGAUCGAGCUUGUGAAGGGGUACAUCCAUUAUGUUUUUGACUUGGGCAAUGGGCCGUCGCUCAUGAAGGGCAACUCCGACAAGCCGCUCAAUGACAACCAGUGGCACAACGUGAUGGUGUCCCGCGAUGACAGCAACGUGCACACGCUCAAGAUCGACUCCCGCACGGUCACGCAGCACUCCAAUGGAGCCCGCAACCUGGACCUCAAAGGAGAGCUGUACAUUGGAGGUGUUGGGAAGAGCAUGUACAACAGUCUGCCCAAGCUCAUAGCAUCGCGGGAUGGCUAUCAGGGCUGCCUGGCCUCAGUUGACCUGAAUGGCAGGCUUCCUGACCUGAUCGCAGAUGCUCUGCACCGUGUGGGCCAAGUGGAGCGAGGCUGUGAAGCUGGCCCUGGGACAACCUGCACGGAGGACUCAUGCUCCAAUCAGGGAGUGUGCCUGCAGCAGUGGGAGGGGUUUACCUGCGACUGCACCAUGACGACAUACGGCGGUCCCCUCUGCAGUGACCCUGGGACCACAUAUAUUUUCGGGAGAGGAGGAGCGCUCAUCACGUAUACCUGGGCCCCCAAUGAUAGGCCAAGCACCAGGGCGGACCGUUUGGCCGUGGGCUUCAGCACCCAGCAGAGUGAUGCCAUCCUGGUGCAGGUGGAGAGCAGCCAGGGCCUCGGAGACUACCUACAGUUGCACAUUGAACAAGGGAAGGUCGGUGUGAUCUUCAAUGUGGGCACAGAUGACAUCACCAUAGAUGAACCUGCGGUCACCGUGAACGACGGCAAGUACCACGUGGUUCGCUUUACGCGUAGCGGUGGCAACGCCACCCUCCAAGUGGACAACCAGCCCGUCAUCGAGCGCUUCCCAUCAGGGAACAUUGAUAAUGAACGGCUUGCUAUAGCCAGGCAAAGAAUUCCAUACAGACUUGGUCGGGUAGUUGACGAGUGGCUACUCGACAAAGGUCGGCAGUUGACUAUCUUCAACAGCCAGGCGGCCAUAAAGGUCGGAGGUCAGGAUAAGGGAAGGCCGUUCCAGGGCCAAAUCUCUGGCUUGUACUACAACGGGCUUCAAGUGCUAAAACUGGCCGCUGAGGGCGAUCCGAACGUGCAGGUGACAGGAAACUUGCGUUUGGUUGGAGACGCACCCUCCGUCUUGUCUACGGAGACCACUUCAGCCACCCCUCCGGCUGCUGCGGACAUGUCCACCACCAUAAUGGAGACCACCACCACCAUGGCCACUACCACCACCCGCAGACAGCGCUCUCCCAGCCUGAAGGACAGUAUUACGCAGAACUCAGAUGACCUGCUGGUGGCGUCAGCCGAAUGUCCAAGCGAUGAUGAGGAUCUGGAGGAGUGUGAGCCCGGCACUGGAGGUGAACUUGUGUUGCCCAUAAUAACCGUGGACACCCAAGACCCCCUUCCCAUAGCCACUCGUUACCCCGCUAUCCCUGCCCCUCCCACAUCCCUGACCCCUCUCCAAACCACCAAAGAGUCCCUAGUCCUGUCCGACCCCCGUCCACCGUGUCCUCCGGACCAGGAGGACUGCGGCGACCCCAUGGAGGUGUCGGCCUUCGGCUCCGGAGAAAUGACGGAGUCCGAUGACGAGGACUUUUACAAAAACUCCCCCAUGGUCACAGACAGGACGGUCCUCCCGCCGCCCCCCGGCGUGGGCAAGAGCGGAGGCCAGAGCCCCGGUGACCACCGUCCCCCAGUCCCCGGCCCCACCACACACCCCAACCAGCUCCACAUCCCCGCAGGCAAAAUGAAUACCCGCGACCAGGUGCUCCUGCCGCCCGCCCCGUCCUCCCGUCACACUCCAGGGUUAACCUACCCGCCUGGUUUCCCCCAUGUACCCACAGCUCACCCCACCGACCUGAUGGACAAGGGCCGCCCGGGCGCCGUGGAGGUAAUCAGGGAGUCCAGCAGCACCACAGGCAUGGUGGUGGGCAUCGUGGCGGCGGCCGCCCUCUGCAUCCUCAUCCUCCUUUACGCCAUGUACAAGUACCGCAACCGAGACGAAGGCUCUUAUCAGGUGGACCAGAGCCGCAAUUCGGGAUCCGAAAGCAACGGCGCCGUGGUCAAAGAGAAGACGCCGAGCACGACCGCCGCCGUGGCGAAGACGACCACCAAGGGCAAGAAGAAUAAAGACAAGGAGUAUUACGUCUGAGAGAGACCGAGGAGGAGGUUCACAGACAGGAAGUGUGCUGAGGAUUUUAAAACUUCAAAUCACCUCCUCUGCAUCCUCAAACAUUUAAGCCACACAAUCUUCUGUUUACUUCUCCAAAACGUUUUUCUGCCACCGAAAGAUACGAACGUAGGGAAUGAGGAGGAAGGAACACUGACCGAUUGACUCCUCCUUUCGUUGCUGUCUUGCGAAGCCAUUGUUGUAUGUAAUUUUAUCUCAAUCAUGUCUAAAGAAAAUCUUCCAUUACAUUCCAAAUGAUGUAAUGCCCUCUUUGCGAUUAAAAAUUUAUGUUUCGCCUGGUCCGGGCCUCCACGGGAGAGUAACGAAACACCAUGGACAGGGAGAGAAAACUCGCCGGUUUAACAGAUGUCUCCACGCACGAGCUUUUGGUGCUAUUCCUGAACGUUUGGUUAAUAUUAUCUUCACAGAGCUAUGAAAUUGAGAUCGUUCUCUGGCCCUCGUUGUAAUAAUUCAUGAAGAACAGAAGCGAUUGUGUUAGUUAUUAGCACGAGACAAGCAGAUGCUCCCAUCAGCUCUUGUGGAGAUGUUAAAUCUGACACCUUUUUCGAAGGGAAAAACGUGUUCGCUUGGCAAAGCGGCGGAUAACAUCGCAUCUUCCGUUUCGUUCUCUGAUUGAGCCGAAGAGUUUGAAUUCAUUUCCACUCUGGUAUCCUUUGUCAGUGUAGAAUUAGGAUUCUGUCUCUGCCUUGAAACACAUGAAUCUAAUUCUUUCUUUCUUGUUUAUCCGCCAUGGUUUCAUAAACACGUUCUCGCUUAGAAUGGCAGAUCAGACAGCGAAGCCUGCUUUGACAGCAACACCUCCACUGGCAGGUGUAGAAGGUUGUUAGAACUCUCUCUCACCCUCUCUUUCUCUCUCUCUCUCUCUCUCUCCAUGGUGAUCUGUUAGGCUACUAAUUGUGUUCCAUGCAUGAUGUAUUCACAUUCAGCUUUCCAUGAGAGUUUUUUGAUAUGAAAUACAUAAAGUUGAUAACUCUCAUCUCACCCGGAGGGUUUCAUAGCACCAUGGGCGAGCACAACGCGGACAAGAGAUCUCAGAAAUCGGGACUGUCCUGAACUGAACAUCAGCUUGGACAAAAGAUGUUGUAUCUAUGUAAAUAGAGGACAUUGCUGAAAACAUCAGGAGACAGGUUUGUGUGUGUCGUGCAUACGGUGCGUAUGCGUAUGUGCGUGUGCGCUUGUGUGUGUGUGAGUGUUUGUCCUCGUUCGUCCUCCGGCAUGAGAAAGAUAUACGCAAGACUACGAGAACUCUUUCUCUUGCCUCCUAUAUUCUCUAUGGUGUGAAACUACAGCCCAAUACCCAUCCGAAUGAGACUACAGACAGUGAAACAAACAGGAUAAAGAGAACGGAGGCGAAAUCAUAUUUUGAGAACUGUGUGGCAUCUCUUCUAGGAGGGAAAAAGGAACUCGUUCUCAUCGGGAUGCCAGCUCACCACCUCCCAAACCUUAAAAGAAAGCGAAAAGGAGCGAACUGACGAGACUUUUAUGGAUAAAGCAGCACAACCUUGCGUCCAGACUUUUAUAUCUAAGGACACCUCCUGGAAAGGAGGAAAAGGGAAGGAAAAAAAAAAACACAGUAUACUGUCUAGAUAUUUCUCACAUUUGAAAAUAUGUUUUUCCUGAAUUGACAUUCCUUGUUAUUACAAAGAGGUUUUUUUGUUUAGUCCUUUCUCUGCAAAUGAAAAAAAAAAUGUUAUUCACAAUAGAUAUUACUUCAGUUACACGAAGUGAUUUUCAAAUGUGAAAUUUGGGGGGGGAGGGGGGAAAUAAUGAUGUUUUGGGAUUUUAUUGAAUUUGGUAAAAAGAAAAAAAGAAAAAAAUGAAGCAUUACGCCUAGCCAUACCUCCAUUUUACAUUUGGGUUUUUUUUUUGUUACGUCAUUGACAGGGCUUUUUUUCUGUUUGUGUUUUUGUUUUGUUUGUUCUUUUAAGAUAUAAUUGUCAUUUACCUAUGCUGGUCAAAGUAUAUUCCCGUUCUUAAUGUAAUUGUAAAGUGUUACUGUGAGAUGAAAUCUAAAUAUGUGUACAUUGACAGAGGGAAAAAUACACUUGGUUCUAUACUUCGUA